Messenger RNA from Orbilia oligospora ATCC 24927, 1626 nucleotides. RefSeq lists its product as uncharacterized. Lineage: Eukaryota; Fungi; Ascomycota; Orbiliomycetes; Orbiliales; Orbiliaceae. The coding region runs from base 1 to 1626 and encodes 541 amino acids. The record is from RefSeq and is a predicted model, not a curated record. The transcript is spliced from 4 exons.
AUGCCAAUUGCUGAUUGGAAGCGGAGAUGGCAUAUCAUGCAACAAAUGUCCGCCCCCGACCAUCAACUAUUUUACCCCUCAAUAUUCGAUCAAACCAGCUACCACCCCUUCGAAGCCGCCACGAUCCGUCGGAGGGCCGUCCUACAAAGCAUAACAAACUUCCAAUCUCAAUCUUCAUGGCUCACAAAGCUUUCCGAUCGAACUGCAUCGAUAGCUUGGUUGGACCAAGAAAUAGAGGCUUUAAUAACGGCAUAUGGUACAGAUGAGAGAGAAAAGGCAGAAGAAGAAAGGAGAAGAAAGGAAAAUGAACCUGUGUGGAUGCCGGUGGAAGAUGUGUAUGAGGUUUUAAUGGGGUAUAAAGAGUAUAUUUUACAGUUGAGAGAGGAAGGGGUGUCUAUUGAACCUGAUCCGGCGGCAGUUUCGGUAUGGAAAAAAGAUGACGUUUUGGAUCAGGAAACGAGGAAGGCUUUGAUUGAUGCCGUAACAAUCCUCAAAAAUACACCUUACGAAACCCGAGGAUGGGGUCUGCUCAUACCCCAUUCCAAAGCCAUUGAUCUCCUCGAUCCCUUCAUGUACCCAAUAAUUUACCACCAAACCCUCUCCUCUUCCCCCUUCUCCUCCUUCUCCUCCUUCUCCUCGUCUCUACAUCCCUCACCUUUCCAGCUAGUCCGAACUCCAGAUUUACCCCCAUAUUGCUCCUGCCCAACAGACGGUGGUUCCUGCUGGCUCCCCACUGACUUCCAAAUCACGCUUGAUGGAAAAACAAAUAUCCUAUCCUACAUCAACAACCUCACCCUUCCCGGCCAAGCAGAGCUAUUCCACCCGAUAUUCGAGGAAAUCUUUACGAAGGUUGUUCCUUUGUUUAACCACGUACUGGCGGAAUUACUCCGUGCACCGUGGGCGGAAGGAUGGCAUCCACCGGGGUCGUAUGAGGGGAAAAGAAGGGAAUUGGCAAAUAGGUGGAUGUGGACUCGACCUGAGAUUUUGGAACAUUAUAGACUUGAAGGGAAAGUUGCUAAAGUAGUGACGAGAUUGGUCAAUAUUGAAGCCGAAGCCUCCGGCGAGGGUGAGGGUGAUAGCUAUAUUGGACAUGACGAUACAAGGUGCCUUGACUGGCAUUUCGAUGGUGCUGCCAACGAACUCGUAACAGCAACAGUAAUCUACAAUUGCACCACCACCAUCACCUCUCCAAGCAUACCUCCAAGCAUCCGCCUCCGCCGAAGACCUCCAAUUCCAAGCCACGAUACACAACUUACCAACACUCUUGUCUCCGAGCCCAUAUUCAUAAAGCAAAACACCGCCUUCGCCUUCCCAAACACCUACGAAUACCAGCUCUCCACCAACUCCCACCCCUCCACCCUCCUCCUCUUCCACCUCCUCGACCCCCUCAACCCAUUCCCCCCACCUUCAACAACCACAAUCCCACCGCAACAACAAUCCCAAUACCUCCAUUCCGACCUCCUUCGAAAAUCAAAAAUAGGUACUUUACUCCCCGAAGAAAUCUUCCAGCAGAUAUUGGAAUAUACACAGGGGAAUGUAAUAUCACCUGAAGAUGCAGUGCGCAAUAGAAAGUUGUUUAUUGGAAGGAGGGAGUCGCAGAAGGAUGAUAUUAUUCGUCAGUAUUGA